This is a messenger RNA of Ceraceosorus bombacis, 930 nucleotides long. The record is from the annotation of a GenBank genome assembly. NCBI's taxonomy places the organism in Eukaryota, Fungi, Basidiomycota, Exobasidiomycetes, Ceraceosorales, Ceraceosoraceae.
AUGGUGUCUCUCCGCCUCUUGUCCUUGUCUGCUCUCGUGCUCGCCGCAGCCUCCGCAGCAUCGGCCGCAACGGUGACGUUCGACUGCUCGAGUGAGUGCAAAGACUGGACGUGGACAAAAGAAUGUGAAGAGUCUAUUUCAAUCCCCGCAAAAAAAAAGGCUUGCUGACGCAGAUGAGUCUCUCUCUCCCGCUUGCACACAAACUGCCCCUUUCCCCCCUUGUUAGAGGUCCCCAACAUUUGCUCCAACGAUUGUUACGCCCUCAAGUGCGCAGGCAAACCUAGCACCCUGCACAGAAACUCUGCAGCAGCUACCGACAACCGUAAUCACAACGCUUGCAAAUCUCCCAAUCGAUGCUCUGGAAAUCCCGACGAUAGCAAUUCUUGCGACGAAUACCCUUACGCUUCCACCUCCGAGGGCGGCGCCGGCGCAGUGACCCGUUGCGUACCCGCUCACGAGAACAGCGUUCAAGGUGCGUUCUGCCUCCUACCCCCCUUCCCUUUUCUUUUCGCGCGACCGACUUUGUCGACCAAAAACAACCCAACGUGAAAGCUCGCUUAAACUCCUACGCUAACCCCCAUCUUCCCUUUACACACUCUCCCUUCCUUACCAGGUGGCACCCUCUCCUCCUUCUACACCCGCAGCAACGUGCAGCAAGGAGACGCCUACAACGUCGCCUUUACCGGAACUUCUGGUCUUCAAUACUGCGGAGGCAGCUGUUCCAACAGCGGCAACGAGGUUCAACGCAGAGGCAUGCUCUUCAACAAGCGUCAACAAGUCACUCUUCACGCCGAGCGCAGGUUCAAGUUGGAAAAUGGUGCAGAGAUCCUCAUGUUCGAACCCAUCGCCAAGCGCGGAGCUUUCAAUUCCCUCGUCGGUCAGACCGUUCACCUCAACGACGCUGAUGUCAAGGUCGUUGAGGCUCUGUGA